CAGGAAUAAAGCGGGUAUGGCGCCAAACAUCACCAGCUCUCCAACGGGAGUUUUGUUCGAGGGUGAGACGUUAGAGGACACCCCGGUGGUGGCAGAACCAGUCAAACAAAAAUAUGUAAGACGUAUUGUCUGGAGAAAUGUCAUAAUCUUCAGUUACCUUCAUCUGGCAGCUGUGUAUGGACUAUACCUAGUGUUUACGUCGGCCAAAUUUGCAACGACCUUGUUCGCACUCGUGCUCUACUUUGUAUGUGGCUUUGGAAUCACAGCUGGUGCUCACAGAUUAUGGGCCCACAAAUCGUACAAGGCAAAAUGGCCGCUCCAGUUGUUCCUCAUGAUCUGCAACACCAUGGCUUUCCAGGAUGCAGCGAUCGACUGGGCAAGAGAUCACAGGCUCCACCACAAAUACAGCGAGACGAACGCAGAUCCCCAUAACGCGAAGAGAGGUUUCUUCUUUGCGCAUGUGGGCUGGCUACUCUGCAGAAAACACCCUGACAUCUCAGAAAAGGGCAAGGGAAUCGACCUCAGUGACCUGAGGAAUAAUCGCAUUCUUGCUUUCCAAAAGAAGUACUACAAAUACCUCAUGCCCUUAAUGUGCUUCAUCAUGCCGACUGUCGUGCCUGUUGUGGGCUGGAACGAGACCUGGUCAAAUGCUUACUAUAUAGCGGCAAUAUUCCGAUACGUGUUUGGUUUGAACACGGCAUGGUUGGUCAACUCCGCUGCUCAUCUCUAUGGAUUUAAGCCAUACGACAAGUUCAUCAAUCCUGUUGAGAACAGAGGGGUGGCCAUCGUCACCUUCGGCGAGGGUUGGCACAACUAUCACCACGUGUUCCCUUGGGAUUACAAAACGGCAGAGUUGGGCAACUACAGAUACAGUCCUACAACAGCCUUCAUCGACCUAUGUGCGAAGCUCGGCCUCGCGUACGACUUGAAGACUGUUCCCGACGACGUGGUGAGAAAACGAGUGGAGAGAACCGGUGACGGUUCCCACGAAGUGUGGGGCUGGGGUGACAAGGAUCAAUCACAGGACGACAAGGAUCAGACGGUGAUAAUACAUGAAUCUUUGUACAUGCCGGCGGAAUCGGUUUCUAAGCGGGAACACUGUUGUUAUUCAGGGAACAACAUUUGAUCAUUUGGCAGGUUCUAAACGUACUAUAUUUGAUCCCUGUGUAAACGAGUGAAACAAUCCCACGAUCAGUCAUCGUUUCGCAAAAGGAGAGCUUUUAUGGCACUAAUGAAAAUUGAUACUUCGUUUAGAAAUGUCAUCGUCUAACUUAUUCGCCCGUUUCGUUCAACAAAAAACAAACGAGUAAUUUCAGAAAUUUUGAGAAGUCCGGCAAAGUCUCUACUCGUUUCAUCUCCUCUACCCUCCUAAACCGACCAACGAUCUUUCCACCUUCGAGAAUGGUUUCUUUCUCCGCUUGUUGCACGCGAAACGCGUCGAUCGUAUGAUCGUUGCACAAUUUCGUCAAAGGACGAGGUUACAACCGGAAACGCGGGGCGUUUCCGAUAUUUCAAAGGGCGCGAUGCCUUCGGGUUUAAAGUAGACCUGAGUUACGAACGUGGCGACGUAUUUUCACGAACUCGUUUCGCACGUCCUUUCUCGAUGGAUGUAUAGAUAACAGAUGUAUAAAUUAUUCUAUGUGUAAUACCGUAUACAAAAAUACGCACACGUGUACAAGCAUAUAUACUCGUUUUCCUAUGAAGCGUAACUGGUAAGCGAAGAAAAUUGUCACGAUUAGCUCUAUGGAAAGAGAGAAGUGUGCUGUUACCAGGUUUUCAAAGACAAAUAUAUGAUGUUUUGUUACCAAAAAU
Megachile rotundata (alfalfa leafcutting bee) is the source of this 1812-nucleotide messenger RNA. RefSeq names its product acyl-CoA Delta-9 desaturase. Gene Ontology annotation, cellular component: endoplasmic reticulum membrane. The record is from RefSeq and is a predicted model, not a curated record. NCBI's taxonomy places the organism in Eukaryota, Metazoa, Arthropoda, Insecta, Hymenoptera, Megachilidae. Gene Ontology annotation, molecular function: stearoyl-CoA 9-desaturase activity; iron ion binding. Gene Ontology annotation, biological process: unsaturated fatty acid biosynthetic process.